Molecule: messenger RNA, 1168 nt
Organism: Phytophthora infestans T30-4
Lineage: Eukaryota; Oomycota; Peronosporomycetes; Peronosporales; Peronosporaceae
Exons: 2
Coding region: 1-1077 (358 amino acids)
Source: RefSeq, a predicted model, not a curated record
AUGACGCGCUUCUUGCAGGCUGUCGCUACUUCUACGGCACUUUGGUUGACAGUGACCGCUCUCGGAACAAACUACGACCACAAUGGCAAAACGACGUAUUGCUGGCAUAUAAAUGAGCCGGCCUCCAACUACAAGCUGACCGAGCUGGAUCGCACACAGGAGUACUCGGGUACCAACGGCUGCCCCAUCGCUAUGACCGUCUCGCUGGACAUGACGACUGUCGAGGUGAACACACCCGUGAACGUCACUUGGACAGUCGACGCCGAUUUCAGUGGCACCAAUCUCGUGAAUAUGACACAACUUUCCUACGGCCAGGACAGCAGUGGUCGAACGGCGCAAAUUGUGCACUCUAACGUGCACUCCUGCGUUUACCAGACGGACUGCGACCCGUUCGACGACGGUGAACAGCCUGAGGACAAGACCUCAAAUCAGAUUGCCAAUCUUACCGACAAUGUAGCCAAUUUUAAGGACUCGGUGCAAUUCAGAACGGCUGGACCCCACUCUGUGCUUGCACACAUCAUUAUGCCCGACACCAAUUCGUCGAAGCAGUUUGCGUACGCUGUGUACACCGAGCUCACAGUAACCAAAGCCAAGGAACAACAAACAACGGAGGCACCAGCGACCACCACCACAACCGAUGACGACAGCGGAAUAUCGCAGGCCGCCAUCAUCGGAAUCAUUGUGGGCGGCGUUGUAGUCGUUGUUGCGCUUGUUGUUGUCGCAGUCGUUGCUUGGCGUCGACAGAGUAAUAACAACGUUGAUAUGAGCAACUACAGCUAUCCUCCACCACCUCCUUAUGAUGCAGCGUCGGAGCUGUACUCGUCGGGACCAAAGGAGGGCAGGGCUGGAUCUGAUGCAGGCACUGCUCGAGUUACUGGGUCGUGGAGUAUUCCAGCAAGUAGCCUCCCAGCACGCAGUCUCGAUGGCACGAACGAUUCCAAUGGAUCGCGCAGCUCUCGACCAGCGUCACAGGGCUACGCAGAGCAUGAUGGCUACACGUCUUACAGUGCUGGUUACCGUCCGGUUGAUAGCGACAUCCAGCGACCGCGUCGCGUUGGUAGCGAUGUGGAGUUGUGAAGGCCUCCGAUCCAGCAAAAGCGCACGAACCCGCUCAAAUUAGCUGUACAUGUCUGUACAUGUCUUAUACAGAACUAAAGCAUUUUCAAAA